AUGGAUUUUAUUCCAUACAAACAAGCAAUUUUAAUUCAUACUCCUUCCCUUUUUGGAUUCUUUGGAGCUGUUUUUAUGCUUGUUUCACUCAGUGUUGAUAGAUUAUUAGCUGUUAUUAUACCUAUAACUUAUCGCAACCUAAAACAAUUUUAUUACAUCUCAUUACACGUUUUUAUUAUUUUACUUCACAUAAUUUAUGGAAUGUUCAUUAUGAAUAUGGCUAAAAUAUCAACACCAAAUUGGAUGAUUUCUGGUGGAUUAGGUGAUUUAUUUACUCCCCCAUUAUAUUUAAUGAAUAUAAUAUAUUAUUCUGAUGUUUGUUUAAUGUUUACUGCAAUUAUUAUUUAUAUAAUUGUUGGAAUUUUAAUUAAAUUUAAGACAGAAGUAAAAGAUGAAAGAAUUAAAAAAAUGUAUUUAUCUUUAUUUUUAAUUGUUUUGGUUAAUAUUGGGGGAUAUUUUAUUUGUAAUUUGUUUGUUGCUUUCCUUUUAUUAUCCAUUGUUCAAUUAACACCUUUAAAUAUCUGGAUUUUUAAUAAUAUUUUUGCUAUUUUUCUCAAUAUUGCUGCUGCUUCUAUUGGCCCUAUUCUAUAUUUUAAUAGUGGUGAAUAUAGAAUUGCAUUUAAACGAGCAUUUGUUGAUGUUAAAAAAUUAUUAAAAUUAAAUAAAUCGGGUGUCUCGACAAUAAAUGCAGUAAUUGUUAAUAAUCAAAAAGAAAUGAAGAUUACUCCAGUCAGUAAAUAA
Meloidogyne enterolobii is the source of this 741-nucleotide messenger RNA. NCBI's taxonomy places the organism in Eukaryota, Metazoa, Nematoda, Chromadorea, Rhabditida, Meloidogynidae. The record is from the annotation of a GenBank genome assembly.